Molecule: messenger RNA, 947 nt
Organism: Dioscorea cayenensis subsp. rotundata (Guinea yam)
Lineage: Eukaryota; Viridiplantae; Streptophyta; Magnoliopsida; Dioscoreales; Dioscoreaceae
Exons: 4
Coding region: 85-672 (195 amino acids)
Source: RefSeq, a predicted model, not a curated record
CAUCAUCUCCAAAUAGCUUCUUCUCACCGGAGCUUUCCUCUUCUUCUCUUUUAUCAGCCGCCAAUUCCAAACCCUAGAAUUCCCAUGGCUUGCAUCCAUAUCUCUCGAUCUGGCAUCUCGUCUCCGGCUCUCCUCCGCCUCCGCCCUGCGCCGCCUCGGCGGCGGGCUUCUUCUCUUGUCCUUCGUUCUCAGCUUCAGGAUUCUGAUGGUGAAUCGAAUGGGGAGGAGAAGCCGGAAUCGCUGUUCAUGAAGGAGUUGAAGCGGAGGGGGAUGACGCAGAGGUCGUUGCUGGAGGAGCGGGAGGCGGAGGUGGAGGAAGAGGGUGGUGUUGGGGAGCGUGGCCGUGGGAAGAGGCGGAAUGGUGUUGCAGAAGCUGAUUUUAGCAAAGCGGUGUUGAAUCAGAGGGAGAAGUCCAUGGCACUGAACAGUGAAGGACUUGAGGGAUUGAUUCCUCGGGCAAAAAUACUUUUGACAAUUGGAGGGACUUUCUUUCUGGGAUUUUGGCCUUUGAUCCUGAUCACAGUCUCCUCUUUUGCAGCUCUGUACUUUUAUUUCGGGCCAAAUUUCGUGCAUGAUGCCAGCAAGAUCACAGCAACACCACCACCAUAUGUAGAUCCCUACACCCUGCUUGAAGAUGAAAGGUUAUCUCAAGUGGCUCCAUAUGUGAAAUGAAAACAUGUUUCACAACUUCUCCCAAGAUUACCCAAAUAAUGUAAGGUUAAUCUUGGAACAUACCUGUAAUAUUCUUUGCCCCCAUGUAAAUUUUUCACUCUAGAUGUUGUCUGCAAGUUCCUUCCUAUCUGUUAUUUAUAAUGAAUCUCAAAAUGUUCCAAUCCCUUGAUUAAAAAAAAAUAAUAAUGCUACUUGUAAUAUAUUUUUAAUUGUUUGUUAGAUGUAUUAUGUAGCAAUUUCUUAUUUUAUUGUGAUUGUAUUGUUGUUUGCCAGAA